GCUGUUUGAGGGUCUGAAACUGAUCAAACCAUGAUGAUGUCACAGAUAGAGCUGACCAAUCACCAUCAGUGUCCUCAGACCCAGAGUUCAUCUGAGAGUCACUGACGUCGCUCAUUUCUCCUGGAGCUGGACGUGUGCGAGGGCAUGGAAGUCAUGAGCAAACACUGGGCUGCGCUCCUGCUCGUCCUGAUUCAGCUUCACUGCAGCGACUGCUGUCCUGAACUCUGCCAGUGCUUCUCCGCUGCAAAGGUCGUCUGCGCAGACGACGACAUGAGAACCCUACCUGUCAACAUCUCAGAACAGGUCAGAGAGCUGAUUGUAGUGGCGUCGGGCGUCACGCAUCUGGACAGCCAUUCCUUCAGAGAGAACCUCACACUCACCAAACUGGUCGUCCUCAACGGCGUCUUGAAAACGGUCUCACACGACGCCUUCGACCGCCUGCUUGAGCUGCAGGAGCUGGACAUCAGUGGAAACUCUAACUGGUUGAUGUUUGACGUGCGGACCUUCAGCUCGCUGACCAACCUGACAAGACUGCUUCUCAACAACAACAAGAUCAGCAUUCUGGACGGCGGCAUUUUUGACUCCUUGCAGAAACUGGAGAUGCUGCAGUUGAGGGCGAAUAUCUUGUUGUCUGUGCCCGAUCGUCUCUUCCAUCGUCUCCACAAACUGCAGGAGCUGGACCUGUCCUUCAACCAGAUCAGCUUGGUCUCGGCGGAUGUUUUCCAGAACAACUCUCUCCUGAGAGUGCUCUCACUGCAGACCAACAUGAUCCCGCAGCUUCCGGCAGGGAUCUUCGCCCACCUGGAUCACCUGGAGGAGCUGAACCUCCGCAGCAAUCACAUAAGUGACCUGAGCACUGACGUGUUUCCGUCCAGCCUGCGGAAGCUGAUCCUCAAGAAGAACGCGCUGGCGCAGCUUCACCCCUCUGUAUUUCACAAACUGCAUCACCUUACCUAUCUGGACCUGUCUCAGAAUAAGCUCUCUGAGGUUCCUUCAGAUCUCUUUCAGAACCUGAUCUCUCUGAAAAAGCUGGAUUUGUCCGAGAACCAAAUUACGACGCUGCCUGGCACCGUCUUCAAAGGACUGUUCAGUAUAAAAGCCAUCCAUCUGCAGAAGAACAAACUGAACUCACUGGAAGUGGGUCUGCUGAAGGAUCUGCACGACAUGGAGCAGCUGUACCUGUCCAUGAACAGCCUACAGAGCAUCCCUGAUGGCUUUUUCGAUGAGCUGGACUUCCAGUGCAUCGUUCAGCUCCACGGGAACCCCUGGCGCUGUGACUGUGGGAUACAGUAUCUCUCCGACUGGCUGAGGAACAACCUCAGGAACGUGGAGGACGUGACACGGGUUUACUGCCAAGCUCCCAGGUUUAUUCGGGGACACGGCGUGGUGUCUGUGGAGAAGGAGCGGCUCGACUGUGCGAAAAACUCCAGCUCUGCGUUUCAAAGCUCCUCCGACACAAACAUUACAGAGAUCCCAGUUCAUGGCAAUGAUGGCGGUGGCGUUCGCUGCUCGCUCCGAGAUGCCAAUGACGUGGCAACCAUUCAGUGCAAACUCACUAAAUGCACAAGCGUGAGGUUUCAGGCUCUUUUUGAAUUUGUGGAUGGAAGUGAAUCGGAAACAGUCGUGAGCGAAGAGUGGCUAGCGCCUGCCGGAUGCUCCAAUGGGACUACUUAGUGUUCUCACUCUCAGAAAAAAUUAGAUGAGAAAAAUUAGAAAAAUGGUAAAACAGCUUGUCCCUGUAAAGCCUUACACACUUGUUUUUUCAGUCCAAUGUGUUCAUCUUGAAAUAUUACUAACAAUAUCAAAGUUAUUCUAAUGUUUACUGGACAAAAAUCAGUACAUAUUUCACAGAAGAAAGAUACGUGAAGCUGAGCUGAAGGUGGACAUUUGUACUAAAAGACUUUUACUUAAAAAAAAGCCUAAACUAUCAAUCAGAGGACAGAAGGACUGUAGUAAAUUGUGUGCAACAGGGUUAUCAGCGAAGUUUUGAUCAUGUUGGUAAUUUAGACGCCUUAGAAAUUUGCAUUUCAAAUAUAAUACAGUUAUAUGUUUAAAGCGAUACUAUGAACUUUUAGGGUGAAUAAAGAAUAAACUUGUCUCUUUAAGGGUUCUGCCCCUGUGACAAGCUGUCAUUUUUUGCACUUCUUUUCUGACAGAGUCCCAGAAUGCUUUUGAUGUAGAGCUGAUUCUCUCGCUGGCGUAUGUUAAUGACUAACCCAAGCGUAGGCCAGACUCAUGACAGUGGAGACGAAUCAAUGUGGGACGUGAUAAGAGAGGUGGAUGAACUGAUCCUGUGCGGGUCAAAGAACAGUUAUAAGUCUCAACCACAACACGGUUCAUACGAAAUAUCCAAUAAACUACACUUAGUUGCACUUACAUUCAUGCUACUGUUUUAAAGCAAUAAAUAAUAAACUGGAAAAGCAUU
This is a messenger RNA of Megalobrama amblycephala (Wuchang bream), 2425 nucleotides long. RefSeq names its product carboxypeptidase N subunit 2. Gene Ontology annotation, molecular function: protein binding. The coding region runs from base 145 to 1674 and encodes 509 amino acids. The transcript has 2 exons. NCBI's taxonomy places the organism in Eukaryota, Metazoa, Chordata, Actinopteri, Cypriniformes, Xenocyprididae. The record is from RefSeq and is a predicted model, not a curated record.